Peromyscus maniculatus bairdii (prairie deer mouse) is the source of this 2181-nucleotide messenger RNA. Lineage: Eukaryota; Metazoa; Chordata; Mammalia; Rodentia; Cricetidae. The record is from RefSeq and is a predicted model, not a curated record.
GGUGCGUAAGACUUUUCGAGAAGACCCGCAUAGAGCACGUUGUUCUCGGCCUCUCCCUGAGCUAGGCCGGCCAUGGCGGCGGUGAAGACCCUAAAUCCCAAAGCCGAGGUGGCCCGGGCGCAGGCAGCGCUGGCGGUGAACAUCAGCGCGGCACGGGGCCUGCAGGAUGUGCUGAGGACCAACUUGGGGCCCAAGGGCACCAUGAAGAUGCUUGUUUCUGGUGCUGGAGACAUCAAGCUUACUAAAGAUGGUAAUGUGCUGCUUCACGAAAUGCAAAUCCAACACCCAACAGCCUCUCUAAUAGCAAAAGUAGCUACAGCCCAGGAUGACAUCACUGGCGACGGCACCACGUCCAAUGUCCUUAUCAUCGGGGAGCUGCUGAAGCAGGCCGACCUCUACAUUUCUGAGGGUCUUCACCCCAGGAUAAUAACUGAAGGUUUUGAAGCUGCGAAGGAAAAGGCACUCCAGUUUUUGGAACAAGUCAAAGUGAGCAGAGAGAUGGACAGAGAAACCCUGAUCGAUGUGGCCAGAACAUCUCUGCGAACUAAAGUUCAUGCUGAACUUGCGGAUGUCUUAACAGAGGCUGUAGUGGACUCCAUUUUGGCCAUUAAGAAAAAAGAUGAACCCAUUGACCUCUUCAUGGUUGAGAUCAUGGAGAUGAAACAUAAAUCUGAAACUGAUACAAGCUUAAUCAGAGGGCUUGUUUUGGAUCAUGGAGCACGGCAUCCUGACAUGAAGAAGAGAGUAGAAAAUGCCUACAUCCUCACCUGCAAUGUGUCCUUAGAAUACGAGAAAACAGAAGUGAAUUCUGGGUUUUUCUACAAGAGUGCAGAAGAGAGAGAGAAACUAGUGAAGGCUGAAAGAAAAUUCAUUGAAGACAGAGUUAAAAAGAUAGUAGAGCUAAAAAGGAAAGUCUGUGGUGAUUCCGAUAAAGGAUUUGUCGUCAUUAACCAGAAGGGGAUUGACCCCUUUUCCUUAGAUGCUCUUGCAAAAGAAGGCAUCGUGGCCCUGCGCAGGGCCAAGAGGAGAAACAUGGAGAGGUAUGCAGCACCAUGCCCAGGGGUAAGCUGUUCUGACAAUGAUUUCUUUUCUCAGGGUGAAGAGAAGUUCACCUUCAUUGAGAAAUGUAACAAUCCUCGUUCUGUCACAUUACUGAUUAAAGGACCAAAUAAACACACACUGACUCAAAUCAAGGAUGCAAUAAGAGAUGGCCUGAGGGCUGUCAAAAAUGCCAUCGAUGAUGGCUGUGUUGUCCCGGGCGCAGGGGCAGUAGAAGUGGCGAUGGCAGAGGCUCUGAUUAAAUACAAGCCCAGCGUGAAGGGCAGGGCGCAGCUUGGAGUCCAGGCAUUUGCAGACGCCUUACUCAUUAUCCCCAAGGUUCUUGCCCAGAACUCUGGUUUUGACCUUCAGGAAACAUUAGUUAAAGUUCAAGCUGAGCAUUCGGAAUCGGGCCAGCUUGUAGGUGUGGACUUGAACACAGGUGAGCCGAUGGUGGCAGCGGAGAUGGGUGUGUGGGAUAACUACUGUGUGAAGAAGCAGCUGCUGCACUCCUGUACUGUCAUUGCCACCAACAUUCUCCUGGUUGAUGAGAUCAUGAGAGCUGGAAUGUCUUCUCUGAAAGGUUGAAGGAGUCUGCCUUGUAACUGAAUCUGUAAUACUACAGAAUGAUGUGGGGAAAAUGGUCGGUUUUGUCCAAAAUUCUAUUGAUUUGGAAAGGAAUUUUCUUUCCCCUUUGAAGAAAAUGAACAGGACAUUUGGCACCUACUCAAGUUACAAUACUGUAAAAAAAAAAUUUUUUUUGCAUUGAGUGUAUGCAUACGCUCAUAAAGUGGACCCUUUUUAACCCACUGAACAAGAUGUUUUUGAGACAAUGACACAAAAUUACAUAUUAAGAUAAAUGUGUUGUCUACCUUGUUCCUUAAAUGUUCUUUGAAAAAUUGUAAUGGUUUUCUUCUAAACAAGGCAUGGUGGUACAUGCCUGUAAGCCUAGCACUUUGGAGGAAGUUCUGCUCCAACUAAGGCUACAGGAGACCCCCAGCUCAGAAGAAUCAUUUUCUUUUCCUUAUUGGAUGUAUUUUAAAUUAGCCAACUAACCCCGUUAAACGUGUAAGAUUCUUGCCAGUGUGAAACACAUCUGUGUAAUUUAUGGUUUUCAUAGUAUCUAAUAAAUACUUAAAGGUA